AUGGACCAUAUAUCUACUAUUGCCAAAAAGACUCUCCAUCUUGCAGAAACCAGAACGAGCCCAUCACAGAUGGAGAAGACUAUUUCUGAUAUACUUAAUGAUGCAAAACAGAUUGUGGUGAGGCUCAAUGACAAAACUUCAAGUGAGCCUAUCAGCAAAGAGAGAAUGAGCAGACCACAGGUACCACAGGUACCACAGGAGAUCAUAUUUGACAAAGUUCAACUAUCCAAAGAAACAGGUUCAUUAAUGAAUGCCAGUAGUGGUGACUCAAGCAAGGAAGAUGCCACAAGCAUCAGUGCUGUUUCCACAAGAUCUGUGUCUGAUGGGCAGAAAAUAUUGUCUGAAAUUCAAGAGGAGAAACAAACACUAGAAGAAUUAAAACUUCAUAUGGACGAAUCCCUCCCAAUCUUACCUGAUGUGGCUAAUAUCCAAGAAUCUUCAGAGGAAGACAGAGAUUAUUUUAGAGAUGAGUCUUCAAGAGGCGAAGACUAUUUCACGUCAUUAGCUUCUCUGCCGAGCAACCUCCAGGCAAAGAAGAAUGUUCUGGAAAAUAUCAGAGGUGCCAAGAACAACAUCAGAAAACUCUCAUACCAGCUCUAUGAAGCAAUUGAAUUGACUUGUCAAAGCAAGGAUCGGCAGAAUUACCAUAAGGCCCUAUUUAAUCUGUGGAUCGACUGGAGUAGGAGCUUGUCCAAAAAUGUGGAUGAUACACAGCUCCUGGAAGCCCUGACUCUGGAUUUGUUCCGUAGCAUUUCCCUGAAAUUACACUUGGCCUUCAUGGACCUCAUGCCUAAAGUCCAAGGUCUCCCAAGCAGCCUACAAGACAAACUCCAACAGGCCUGUUAUGACAUACAGGAGCUCCAUAUCACCUUUUCCCUAUGUGGUGGGUUUGAAGAUCUAGACAAGCAUUAUCUGACCCAGAGCCAGUUUAAGUUGACUCAAGCCCAGGGAAGCAUAGAAAAAUUGUAUUGUUUCUUAGAAGAUAGUAUUCCUUCUAGUUGGAUUGUAGGACCCCUUUCCUCCUCUGAAUAUCCCUUAUCAGAGGUGGUGAAACUCCCUGAACAAAAAUCAUCUUGA
Messenger RNA from Vombatus ursinus (common wombat), 1077 nucleotides. RefSeq names its product perilipin-3-like. The transcript is spliced from 6 exons. Gene Ontology annotation, biological process: positive regulation of triglyceride storage; lipid storage. The record is from RefSeq and is a predicted model, not a curated record. Lineage: Eukaryota; Metazoa; Chordata; Mammalia; Diprotodontia; Vombatidae. The coding region runs from base 1 to 1077 and encodes 358 amino acids. Gene Ontology annotation, cellular component: lipid droplet; cytosol.